CCGUUCCGCCAAUUGCGGAUUGUUAUGAAAGUCCUCGAGACUCCGCGGCACCGUGUCCGUCCGUCGUCCACGCAGCGAGCGAACGCGGCACUCAGCGCGAUCGGGAUCGGUACAGUCCCGGGGUAGUCGAGAUCUCGCGAGCGCGCAGUGCCAGUCACCUUCCCGGCGGUCCCCCUGCGCGGCAUUGAGGACCACCCUCCGUCUCUCGCAGCCAUGAGCCUGGUGCGGCAAAACUUCCACGAGGAGUGCGAGGACGCGCUCAACAAGCAAAUCAAUCUGGAGCUAUACGCCAGUUAUGUCUAUCUGUCCAUGGCGUACUACUUCGACAGGAGCGACGUCGCGCUACCGGGCCUGUACAAGUACUUCAAGAAGGCGUCGGACGAGGAACGCGAGCACGCCAUGAAGUUCCUGACUUAUCAGAACAAGCGGGGCGGCGACGUCGUGCUGACGGACAUCCAGGCGCCGUCCAGGAGGAACUGGAACAGCGCGAAGGACGCGAUGACGGAGGCCCUGCAGCUGGAGAAGAAAGUUAAUCAGAAGCUGCUGGAGCUGCACGGGAUCGCCUCGACGCACAACGACGCGAACUUCAUGGAUUUCCUGGAGACCGAGUUCCUGCAGGAGCAGGUGGACGCGAUAAAGGAGAUCGCCGAUCACGUGACGAAUCUGGAGCGAGUCGGGGAAGGCCUCGGUGUCUUUAUCUACGACAAGGAGUUGAAGGAUUGAGACGAACGGCGUCGCGUCUGAGAGACUUGCUAAGGAAAAUAUAAAAUAAAGAACAGUUACGUUAUAUAGGGGACUGUAGACGAAUAUCUCGCGAACGUGGCGUUGAUUCGGUAAGAAUAAUCGCGAUAAGAAAUGUUGAGAAAGUAAAUUUUUGUGUGAAUAGAAAGGCGAGGGGGCGCGGAUGCUCAUGUAUAUCGUUGUUCGCAUCUGCACUCCGAUCGCGGAGGGGGGGACACGUAUAGUUAGUGCGAUCUUAAUCGCCGUACGGCGCAGAAAUAAUCAAUUUACUCGUGCAAUUAUCUAGCAGUUAACUUUUUCAGAUAUAUCGUAUUUCUUAGGCUCUACAAAUUGUAACCGCACACAAUGUUGUACCGUUAUAAAUCAACCAUUAAUAUAAUAAUUAUAUUGAUUGGUCCUAAUUUCAAAAAGCGCUCGUUCGUCUCCUAAUCCCCGAUAAUAAAACGUUCGCCGUUUUCGACUGUAUUCCUGUUUAAUAAAAUAAUAGAAUAUGAUCAGAUUGCAUUGGACGUAAAUUAAUAAGACUCUUAUUUAGUUACAUUGAAAUUGCAUGUAAUCUGAUCAUGUUCCACCUAAUACUUGAAGCAGG
This is a messenger RNA of Vollenhovia emeryi, 1330 nucleotides long. It is a transcript of the gene Fer3HCH, whose product is annotated as soma ferritin-like. The coding region runs from base 214 to 723 and encodes 169 amino acids. Lineage: Eukaryota; Metazoa; Arthropoda; Insecta; Hymenoptera; Formicidae. Gene Ontology annotation, molecular function: ferric iron binding; ferrous iron binding. Gene Ontology annotation, biological process: intracellular iron ion homeostasis; iron ion transport. The transcript has 3 exons. Gene Ontology annotation, cellular component: cytoplasm. The record is from RefSeq and is a predicted model, not a curated record.